Manduca sexta (tobacco hornworm) is the source of this 1900-nucleotide messenger RNA. Its product is annotated as zinc finger BED domain-containing protein 4-like. The transcript has 2 exons. The record is from RefSeq and is a predicted model, not a curated record. Gene Ontology annotation, molecular function: protein dimerization activity. The annotation marks the transcript as partial. Lineage: Eukaryota; Metazoa; Arthropoda; Insecta; Lepidoptera; Sphingidae.
GAACUGUACUAUUCAUCAACUACAAUUGUGUGUUCGAUUGGCGAUGGAAACCGAAGAAUUUCUCUCGCCAGUGAUAACAAAGUGCAAAAAAUUGCGACUCAUUUCAGUCAUUCCCUAAUUGCACAAAAUGAAUUGAAACAAAUUCAAAUUGAAAGACUGAACCAAUCAGGACUAAGUAUACUUCAGGAAUGUUCCACCCGUUGGAAUUCGACUUAUUAUAUGAUGUCAAGAAUAUUGAAAUUAAAAGACUCAUUAGUGCUGUAUUCAGGAACGCAUGCUAUACCAAUUCUUACUGCUGAUGAAUGGAUCGACUUGAAAAAGUGUAUUACUGUACUAAUGCCAUUUGAAGAAAUUACAAAGGAGUUAAGUAGUGCUACUGCAACAAUAGCUUCGGUGAUUCCAUUAAUCUAUACUCUUAAAAAUACAUUAGAAACAGAGAAGUAUAAAGAAGACACUUCUGACAACUUUAAAUUAAUGAUUACAAAAAUGAUCCAGGACCUCAAUAUCAGAUUUCAGGACAUUGAAAAUAAUAAAAUAUAUACAAUAGCUACUUAUCUAGAUCCACGGUACAAGCUCAAAUUUUUUACUGAAAUUACGAAGGAACAGGUGCGGUCAGAGAUUUUGGAAAUCUUUGGGUGUUCAAAAACUUCACAUGAUGAAGGUCCUUCUUCAUCUAAAAGAUCACGUAAUGAGCUAGCAACAACAAGCUCAAGCAACCAAUCACGCAUUCAAUCUUGUCUAGCUGAAAUAUUAAGCAUAAGUGACGAGGAAGAGCAAAAUAUAGAUUGUGCUGAUGAAGUGUACCAUCAAUUCAUUGUUAAAAAGACAUUACUAACUGAAUACAAUAGAGAGAAAAGAUUGACACUCACAGAAGAUCCACUUUUAUGGUGGAAAAAUCAUACCAAGUAUCAUAGCUUAAGUAAUUUAGUAAGACAGUACCUGUCUCCACCUCCUGGCAGUGUACCGAGUGAGCAGCUUUUCAGUGCUGCUGGGUUAAUUUAUGACCCUUUAAGAAAUCGACUUUCUGGUGAUAAGGCUGCAAAAUUGCUUUUUGUUAAAUAUAAUCUUCCUUUGCUCAGGUUUGACUAUUAGAACUAUGAUUAGGUGAUAGACAACUUCAUAUUUUGUUAUAGUUUCAUUACUCAUAAAAAUAAUUAGGAAAACGCUUGUUAUGUUAUUACAUAAUAUAUAAUAAAUAUGAUUUAAACUUAUUAUUAUAUUAUUGAUAUUUAUUUUUAAUAUUUAAACUUAUUGCAUUUUUAGUAGACUCAACUGAAAAUUGAGUAGGUAGAUAUAAUAAUAACUUACCUAUAUGACUGAUUGUCAUACCAAAUGAUAACCUAGACUAGAUAGAACCUAGAAAUAAAACCAAAUUGUCAUAUACUAUUUUUAUUUUACUUUAAUCUAAUAUCCGUAACCGAAACUAUCCGAAACUACCGGAUAAUCCGAAAUAAUUACAUAUCCGUAACCGUAUCCGUAACCGAUAUAAUUUUAUUCCUAUAUCCAUAUCCAUAUCCAGAUCCGAAAUUCCAUAUCCAUAACAUCCCUGGUUUUAACCAAACCUUUGUCUAAGGAAAAACAUGAUCAAUUUGUGAAAGGACUAUGUCUGACUACCUUAACUUAAACUGUAAUAAAUGGUAUAAUGUAAGUGGUUAUAAAAAUAAUAAAUAAAUACUGUAUCUGCAAAUUGUGUAGUUAAAUAAAAUUUGUUGAGUAUUUGUUUAAGGGGUAGUGUUGGUAUAUAUUAUUAUAUUAUAAACAAAUGACUAACAAGCUUUUAUAUACUGGCAACACUGUGACUGAUGUUUUAAUAUUUUUUAAGUCUGGUCUCCCUUCUUGUUCCGACCACUGUAAUGGCAGUAUGUCUGUUAAAUAAUAAAAAGGUUAUCUUAAAUUACAA